UAUCAAUAUCAGCCAAGGAGAAUGGAAUUAGGAGACUGUGCCAUACCCUUGUGCUCCGGAGAGAAAUGCAGUGUCGGUUCUUGACGAGGUUCGCGGCCAUCAACACCAUCGUCGAGCAGCAAUGGCGGCCAACUACUGGGUCUCGACCCAGCGCAAAUUCUGGACGUUCACACCCGAAAAGCUGUUCGAGAUCCGCGACGAUCUGGAGAAACAAAAUUCCAAAGUCCUCGAACAGUGGCCCUAUCCGGAUAGAAGGCUGAUGUUCAUCUUCCUGAGAGACAAAAUCUUGCAGCUAGGCAAGAGGCUGCAGUUCCGCCAGCAAUGCGUUGCCACUGCCAUGGUCUACAUGCAGCGCUAUUUCCUCUCGACACCGAUGCAAAACGUCAACCUCUACUUGCUUGUCGCGACAGCUUUCUAUCUUGCCUCCAAGACCGAGGAGUCACCCCACCACAUCCGCCUCGUCGCCGCUGAAGCGCGCCAAGCAUGGCCGGAAUUCGUGCCGGGAGAUGUCUCGAGGCUGGGGGAGAUGGAGUUCUGCCUCAUCUCGGAGAUGCGCUCACAACUAAUUGUCUGGCACCCCUACCGCUCCUUGAUUGCGCUAAAAGAGAAUCAAGAGCUCAAGUUGACAAAUGACGAGCUUGGCCUGGCUUGGUCCAUCAUCAACGACAGCUACAUGACGGAUCUGCCGCUGACGUGUCCUCCACAUCUUAUUGCCAUUAUUGCAAUGUUUUUAGCUGUGGUCUUUUUGCCUUCCGCGAAGGCAGCGGGCACAUUGCGUCCCUUGCCCCAUGAGACCCUUUCAAACCCGGACUCCGGCCAUUUUUCGUCUCUUGGAGUCGGUGGUCGCCAGAGCCUGUCCACUCCUUUCAGCAACGCCCUGAGCAACUUGCAGAUGUCGAAUCAGAUAGCCGCUCAAAGCAACGCCAGUGUCAAUGGAAAAGCUCCGUCUCUGAAUCAGAAUGAUCCAGCUUCGCAGCAGCCAUUAGACAAAGAGAAAGCGAUAAUCUUGAGCAAGGAGAAUGAGAAGAUGCAGAAUACCUUGAAAUUCUUGGUCGAGUCUGGCAUCAACAUUGAACAAAUGAUUGAAGGCACCCAAGAACUGAUCAGUCUGUACGAUAUUUGGGAGCAGUACAAUGAAAAGGCAGUCAAAGACGCUGUUGCCCGAUGCAUGAAGACGCGUGGAUUGGAUAGCUAGUUGCUAUGGCAAUUUACCAGCACAUCCAUUCCGACACCUUCAGGCUUCUGACUUGGUGGCGCCCGCCCCAGCUGCACCAACCUGCUUUCGGAUUUCGAGAACGACGGGCUUUAUUCUGGCCACUGGUUCGUUCCAAUCGCAAGAGGCCAGUUUCUUACUGGGGUAGUCGACAUAGAGAAAAUCGGCCGCAAUAUUGCGAAUCUUACACGGUUAGCCCAGCGUGAUACCACAAAGGAUGAGAACGGGAAAGUACCUUUGGCCAGCGAUGGAGUAGCUGUCGGGUCAAUUUAUCCAGCGCCCUAGCACGAUAGGCAUCUAAAGCCAACAUCCUCGAGUAGACAUUCAGCGAAGCUUCAAUUCUCUGGAGGCUUGACAUGGGGCUGUGGACUUUUUGCAUCACAGUCCACAAGUCAAAACCAAUGUUGUCUGAACAGUCGCUGGAGUCGACAACGUAUAGAUUUUGAUCAAUGAUGAAACACAGAAAGUCAAGCAAUGGGAGAACCUGGCGGUCAUCUUCUUGAGCCUUGAGCGCAAGCCCUUCAACAACAAUGGUCGAGACCGCCCCAGCAAGGGUUGCCUGCGUCUCGGCGUCAAGAGACUGCAUGUGCAGGACGAACGCAUUACUUGCAGCACGACAGAGAUCUUCUGCGCCGGAGGUUGCCGACGAGACUAAUCCAAGAAUGAGAUCUCUCUGUGCCCAGGGUAUGCAUAUUAGUUCCAUCAGUUGCCGGAAGUAUGUGACUGACGACACGUCGGUGGGAUAAUGGAAAGUAUUCUGCGGGACCGGCAAGCAAGAGUCCGUCUUCCAGUGGCUCUCGAGACACUUCCAUGCGCGGAAACGCACGUUGGCUAGCUUCUCUGCUGCCAAUUUGACAACAAGUGGCAUCACGUCUUUCGAGAUUGCGCCAGCUUGUUCUCGAGAGUCGAAUUGACUCCGGUACAUGUCGACAGUCUCGAGUGUCUGCAGUCGGAGGGUUGAGCCGAUGUCCCCUCGCUGGUCAUUAGUGUAGUCCUUUAAACCACAUUGGAACGCACUGUAUAGUCGGCUUGUCAUAUCUUCGUCAGUCUCUGGUAUUGCACUGGCUAAUAUGACGCCCAGAGCCUCCAUGGCAUCAACUCUGGUCUCGAUUUUGUAUGGUCCCUGGACAACAUCCAUCAUGUACGAGACGAUUUUCC
Molecule: messenger RNA, 2371 nt
Organism: Cladophialophora immunda
Lineage: Eukaryota; Fungi; Ascomycota; Eurotiomycetes; Chaetothyriales; Herpotrichiellaceae
Exons: 1
Coding region: 122-1195 (357 amino acids)
Biological process (GO): positive regulation of transcription by RNA polymerase II
Cellular component (GO): nucleus; mediator complex
Molecular function (GO): cyclin-dependent protein serine/threonine kinase regulator activity
Source: RefSeq, a predicted model, not a curated record